CCUCCGUUUUCUGUUCCGUUAAUUCACGUUUCUUUCCGUGCCUUUUUGUUACUGCUAAUUUGCCGUAGGGUAGUAGUGACGCUAAUUGAGCGACGCUGUCAUGGCAGCUUUGUGUGCUAGAUUGGCAGCAGUGUCUGCAGGGCUCACUGUUGGCACACACACAGUCUGUGCAGCAGCAGAGGAUGCUAAAGGUCCACAGCUAAGACCACAACAGCUGUCUGUUUACAGUCCACCUGCUUCAAGUACUACGUUUGUUGAAGAACAGCCUGGUCAUGUGCAAAAGGGAUUUUCUGCAAUUCGACAAACAUUCCAUCCAUUUAUUGAAUGGUAUAAAGGCAUUUGUAAUGCUGCAAAAAACGGGGUAUUAAAUACAGUUUCUUUUGGACAAGAUAGUUACAGUUUCAUAAAGAAUCCUCCUGAAGGAUUUUUGCCAAGAAUCACUGUAAUAGCUGUGUCUGGAUUUGCUGGUGUAGUUCUAGCACGGAAAGGUUCCAGGUUUAAGAAGGUGAUUUAUCCUCUUGGGCUGACUACUUUAGGAGUCUCUCUCUGUUACCCAGCUCAAGCAGUAGUAGUUGCAAAGGUUACUGGACAAAAUGUAUAUGCUGCAUCUCACUGGACGUAUGGGAGCAUCAGAUCAUUAUGGGAAAAAAGUGGUGCAAGCAAGACCACAUCAACUGCCCCAUUAGCUACUAAGGUAUUUUCUUUUAAAAUUUAA
Protopterus annectens (West African lungfish) is the source of this 715-nucleotide messenger RNA. RefSeq names its product apolipoprotein O like (gene APOOL). The transcript has 7 exons. Lineage: Eukaryota; Metazoa; Chordata; Ceratodontiformes; Protopteridae. Bases 101 to 715 code for a protein of 204 amino acids. Gene Ontology annotation, biological process: cristae formation. Gene Ontology annotation, cellular component: MICOS complex. The record is from RefSeq and is a predicted model, not a curated record.